Drosophila albomicans is the source of this 1546-nucleotide messenger RNA. It is a transcript of the gene Ntan1, whose product is annotated as protein N-terminal asparagine amidohydrolase. The record is from RefSeq and is a predicted model, not a curated record. Gene Ontology annotation, biological process: ubiquitin-dependent protein catabolic process. The coding region runs from base 319 to 1251 and encodes 310 amino acids. Gene Ontology annotation, cellular component: nucleus. NCBI's taxonomy places the organism in Eukaryota, Metazoa, Arthropoda, Insecta, Diptera, Drosophilidae. Gene Ontology annotation, molecular function: protein-N-terminal asparagine amidohydrolase activity. The transcript has 7 exons.
CUGUGCGGUCACACCGGACUGGACUAUUUAACGUGAUAUUUAUUGAAGCUAACAAAUAAAAAUUAGCCAAAACUCAGUGAUUAUGAGCUUAAAAUUGAAGUGUUAAACAGUGUUUAGAUAAUUGAAGGCGCGUAUAAACGAAUUUAAAAGUGAUAUGCAAAAACGCAGCUGGCUGCUGCUCCCGCUCCUGCUGCCGUUGUUGUUGCUACUCGUCUUAAGGGGCAACAAGAACUACGCGACGUAAUUGAAAUUGAAGCUUUGGCUGGGAAUACAUAAGACCGCAAAAGAAGGUGUUAACAUUAUAUCCAAAUAUUCAGUAUGGUGCUUGUGCUGAAUGGUGUGCUGCAGGACGAAUGCCCGCUGGACACAAGCACUUUGUUUCUGCAGCAUCCCGUCUAUAGAGAUUAUGCCCAGCAGCUGCACUCCAUACAGGCCAAGUCGAUAGGUCCUGUCGGUCUGCUCUAUGUGGGCCAACGGGAGCUGGCCGCUGCGGCACCGCACGACAAGAACAUUAACAUCAUUGGCGCCGACGAUGCCACCACCUGUAUUAUCGUUGUUGUCCGCCACUCGGGUUCGGGUGCUGUUGCUUUGGCGCAUUUCGAUGGCAGUGGCGUUGAUGAGGCCGUCUGCACAAUGGUGUCGCGUGUCCAGGAGCUGGCGCUUGGUUAUCCGGAGGGACGCAUUGAAUUGCAGCUGAUUGGUGGCUAUCGGGACUCCCAGGGCUAUGGCGAGGAUGUCUUCUAUAGCAUUAUGCAAUCAUUCCACAAGCAUCACCUCGAAAUCGACUUGACGCAGGCGUGUGUGGGUGAAUUGAACACAAUGCUGCGCGGCGAGAUCAACUGCCCGAUCAUCUAUGGUGUGGGCGUUAACAUCAAGACUGGCGAGAUCUUUCCCGCCACAUUCCCCGAUCGAGGACCCGAUCAACAGCUGCGCAAUGCUCGCAUAUUUAUGGGAGCUCAAACCGUGUUGGAUGUGUACGACUCCGCCAAUGGCAUGCUGAGAAUUGGACCCUUCAACUAUGAUCCAUUGCGUGGCGCCGACUUAUGGCUGUCGCAGACAGAUGAGUUUCUGCUGCAGCAUUUGUCAUCCAGUCCCGACGUGGAGCCUCCGCACUUUGCGCCACAGACGCGUGCCACCAUCAGAUUCAUACAGGAGAACCAGUUUCCCGCUGUCACCGUCUUCAGGGAUAAUCGACCCCGAUACUAUAGACGCGACGAUGCCACGGGCUGCUGGGGUUUGAUUCUAGAAUGAGUUCGGAUAUGUAGAGAACAACUUUGGAAUGCGCCUUAUUAAUGGAUCUGAAAGUUACCCGAUAAACAAAAAAUAUAUAUAUAUUUAGAUUUUUAUGUAUACAUACUAUAUGUAAAUAAUAUAUGUGUGUGUAAUACUUAUUAAACACAGAAUUUUAACGAGAUUCUUAGCAAAAUAUAUAUACACAUGUCUACACGAACAUUUAAAUGCAAUCAUUUUAGUUGUAAAUGUAAACUGUAAUCAAACUUAAACAAAUUAAAAUGGCUUGGCUAUUCGUAUAUACAUACCACUAAAA